Messenger RNA from Hydractinia symbiolongicarpus, 6027 nucleotides. RefSeq lists its product as uncharacterized. The transcript has 5 exons. The coding region runs from base 2424 to 3323 and encodes 299 amino acids. The record is from RefSeq and is a predicted model, not a curated record. Lineage: Eukaryota; Metazoa; Cnidaria; Hydrozoa; Anthoathecata; Hydractiniidae.
CAUUAUUUAUAGCGAAAGAAAUUGAACCAGAUUUUAAAGAUCACAGAACUAUGGUGUGUAAGAAGUAAAAUGUAACAUUUGCCACCUUUCUUGAUAUUCUAACCUUUUUGUUACCUGUCAUCCGUGCCGUCGGUGAUAACACACCCCUAUUUUUUCCUCUUACCCUUCGUGUAAUGGCAGUAAACUUAUUCGCUAAUAGAAAUUAUAAAGUAGGAUAAUUUAUGGGUACAGCUAAACAAAGUCGGAGGUGUUUUGACGAACUACUUCUUGCGUUAUCGGAUUUCAAACUUGGAUAAUAGAGAUUUCAUAAGAAAGGUAGAUUUUGAUGAAACUUUAAAUCUUAUUACCAAUUAUGUUGUUUAAUUGAAACAGACUGUAAACGUCAGAAUUUUGAGGAUAACCCAUUCCUUAUAUACUAAAUGUAACUAAUCUCCAAAAAUAGCAAAAUAUAGCCAAAUAUAGUCACGUUAAAUUUUCUUUUAGUAGUGGUACAUGAAAUAUCCUUAAGGUCAUCCUUAAGGAUAAGGUCCUUUAGUAUUAAAUGUUUUCUUGUUUUCCUGAGAUCAUUUAAACGGCUAAACUCUAUAAAAUAUGAUGAAUAGAAGGAAUAGUGCUCCAAUUUUUUUUUUUUUUAAAUAAAAAUUAUAACAUUUUACAUGUAUAAAAAACCCCAAGUUUAUAUAUUUUGUUUCCGUUUUAAAAAGCAGAAAACUUGAUCUCGAACCUUUGUCGAUGUUCCAAUAGUUUCUCGGUACUAUUCGAAAGUGUUGCCAAAACCUGAUCCUUGUAAUAAAAAUUGUACAGGCCAUUCUUACUUUUGACCAGACAGUGAAGGCCGUGAUUGGAGUUUAUACUAUAUUACUUCGGUAGUUCUUAAUGUGUGAACUCUGCAUUCGCAAUUUUCCAAAUUGAAUUUAUACAAAUCAACGACAGAACAUUUAUGUAAACAGCUUAUAUAGGAAAGAACUAUAAGUAAAUGCACUUCGAAAAUCUGGUAAUUUACACGUUUUUCUUGAAAAAGAUAUGUUUUCUAAAUUCAAUCUGGAUGUCGGUUCGUCUACAUUUUGGACCCGGUUUCCACUAAGAGGUAUUGGCAAUAUACAUGGAUGAAAUGAAACAAAACCCAGGUUUUUAUCCCAUCUAGCAUCUUAGUACUAUAAAUGUAUUCUGCGUUACCAAAAAAGUAUUCCGAGAACGAACUUUGGUUCCGGAAAAACAGAAGUUACGCUGAGUAAGUCGGCACGUUGUUUCCGCAAAACUGAGUUACAAAUAUUUCCAUGUUUUCGUUCCCGACUAAAGCGAAGGAAAGAUGGCGUAACAGUUCUGAGGCAUAAAUUGCUCCAAACAUUCCUGUCUCUGGUUAUUAAAAAAAAUAAAAAAAUUUUCUUGCACUUUGUGAGAAUGCUCUGCAAACUUUUUUCUUACUUUUCAGUAUGUGUACCUUAUUUGUGGGUGCAACCGAAGCAGGCUUUGUACAAAGCAAACUUUGUUGCCUUAAUAGAUGCGACAUUAUUAACUUUUGUAAUAUUACCUCUGGGAAAGACACAUGUGAGUGAAAUAAUGUGAAAAAAAAGAAUUUGUGUUUCUGGGAUCUAAUUCAGUAACACAGUUGAUAUGGCAACUCCCCAAAAAAAGAUUUUAAAAACUUUUUCACGAAGAGUUUCAAAAUUUAAAUAGUCACUAUGAUUUAACCCUAUUGGAUUAGUAUUGUAGGAAUAAAAAAUGAUUUAAUGGGGAAUUCUACAUACACAUCCUUUCCAGAGCAAUUAGGGUUAAACAAUUGAUAUAUACGUGUGUCUGUAUUAUCCUAAUUAACUUAAUAAUAUAGAGUGUAUACAAUGAGAACAAAUUGCUAUACUCCUUCUUUCAACUUUCCACAAUUAUACUUUAAUUCAGUGUCUGAAAGGUAUAAGGUUAUAAUUAAAGAGUAUUCAAAAGGUGAUUUUAAUCCCACUGAUUUUGUUUUUGUUAUGGUUAAGCUUCCAUUUAAUCGCAAUUCAAAUAGUAAGAUAUAAGAAGAUAAAGUUGGUAAACUAAGAUUAACUUCUCAAGAGACGAUUACUGAAAAACUCAUUUCUUAACUUAUUUAUUUAAUAUUGUUGACUUGUUUGCUCUGCGUUGUACAUUAGAAGAUUUAUGGAAUUAAGUAUUAGGUUUACGCUUUUAGCUGCAAAUUUGGUAUCUGUGAUUUAGCCUCGUCACUUGAGACAUGUUUAAAGAAUAUCUUACGGAAUAAAACCAGGCAAAUUGGUUAUAUAUAUUAUAUAAGAAAAGAAAAAUUUAAAACACAUAUGAAUGUUUACAAUCUUUCAAUAAAAGAACGCCUUGAUUAAGUUCUACUUUAAUUGUAAUCAUAGGUUUCGGCUCAAAAAGGCAUAAAAUGAAUUGCAAGAAAAUUUAUUUUCAGGUUUUAUGACUUUACAAUGAGUAUUCUGCAUAUUAUUAUACUAAUAUUUUCGUGCUUACUGCUUGUAAAUUCACUGGACAUUGAACGUAGAAAAUCUGGAGAUAGACUGACAAAUGGUAGCAUCUGUGACAGAGGAACUUAUUUUUUAAAACAAAGUGUGGCACCAACGUUACAUUGCAUGUCUCGCAUGUAUGAAGCAGGAUGUGACUGGGCAUUUGAAGCUGCAGAUGCUCACCGUGUUGGCUUUGUUCAAAAGGAGGCACUCAAGUCACCUAAUUUAAGAGUAAAAUUAUUAAAGAUGGCAUAUUUUCCAGAUGGGAAUUGUAGUAACCAUUCAAUCGGUAGAAUAGAUGCUCAAAACAUUGGCUUGAGUGGAGUAGCAGUUUGGGAUUCUAUCGUUGGUGAAAAUAUAAAUAUGUCCUUAAUUUAUCAAUUUAAUUAUGCCAGCAAAUUCGUCAACAUAACAUUCACUAAACACUGGGAUGGGAUGUUGGUCAAAUUAUUCAUAAAUUGUUUAAAUGAAACUGGAGAGAAUAUCGGAAAAUUUGCCGAGACAAGAUGUGUGAUGAUUAAAUAUGAAGGAAAUAUUACAUAUCCAAUUGCAAUAUCAAACGAAACAACAUCGUUAACAACACCAAUCUCACCAACAGCAACGACGAAAUCCAAAACAACUGAUACAAGAAAAACGGUAACAGGGACAGCAACAGCAAAAACAACUAACGCAAGAAUAAGCAAAUCAGGUGUGACGAAAGUUAACCGUACUUAUACAACACAUAUGACAUGUGUCAAUCUCAGUUACAAAUCUAGCACUCAAAGAGAAAACGUACUUAUUGGUGUCAUAUGUACUUUGGGAGGACUUAUCCUUAUUCAAUUUCUCGUGGUAUAUGUUAGUAUAAAAAGAAAUUUAUUGUUAUAACACUAAAUUGGAAAAAGAAAGAAAACCCAUCUAAUAAUCAGGUAAGGUUAAGUUAUAAAUGACUUAAUUUCCCCAGCCUAAAGGUCUGUUACCGAAAUGCCGGACAUUAUUCAUUUCUAGAGUUUGCCACAAAUCUCUAAAUGAUUUAGAUGGUGUAUAUUAAAGCAAAGAGUUAAUUUUAUGCCACAUCGUGCUCAAUUUGAGAGAAAAACUCGCGCGUUGACAUUCGUAAUUCUCCCUACAAAAAGUUUUUCUUUUUCUUGCUGUUCGAGCAUGAGCAUAAAUAUUUCAGGUAGCAUAUAAAAUUCGAAAGGAGGAACUAUUUUUAUAAUCAGAAUGCAUAAAAAAAUUCUGAUAAUUUGACAGUUUAAAAUCAACUUAAAUGAUGACGUUCGACACAUAAUAAGGCAUGUCUUCUGCCGAAACUUCCGAAAUUACAAUAAAGUGGAUAAAAGAGACAAAAAUGAAUUAAGUAAACCGUAUAUCUAUAUUGUCCUAUAUCAAGUAAAAGAAAUAAUAUCAAUUUGUUAAUUUUAUUAAAAGCUGGGAUAGAAUAGACAACAGUGGACUGAAUUUUUCGUUGCACGAUAGAAAAAUGUAACACAUGUUGUUUUCUACUGUAAUUCAACAAAAGAGUUGUGAAAUUUACUGUGUAAAUUAUUUUGCAGCGAAAAUGUUUCCGGUAAAUCUUUCGAUUAAAAUAAUAAUCGUGGAAAUAACUCCUUGCAGGGUGUCCACUUUUAAAAGUUUGUAUUUUAGGAAGACGCUUACGAUGUCGUUAUGUCACCAACCUCAAAUAGUUUUCAAUUAAGUAAACCUGACAAAGUAAGUUAAUAUUUAGUAUAAGUACAACAUUUUUGCACUAUCCGCAAAAGCUAUUUUAAUAUUGUUAUUUUACAUUCAGUUUAUUGCUUGUUUACUUAGAAGUAUAAUUUUAGGAGAGUCAAAAUUACAUUGAAUUAUCAUUGUCACAGAAAGACGUUAUCCAGGCUAAUUACGCUAGUCUAUGUAAAGAUAAUCAAAGUUACGAUGGCUACGAAACAACGUCAAGAUACAAAUAAAUGUCCGCGAAGGUUCCACGAAAUACUUUUGUUUAAAUUUGUUUUUCUAAUUUUAAAUUAACAUACUUCUCUGUAUAUUAAAAAAGCUUGAAAUUUAUGAUACGACACACGUUUCUUUAGCGCCUCCUCUGUCAGUGCAUAUCAUAUCCAAUGACGAUAAAACUGGAGGAAGCGCAAGCUCUCACAUAAAUACUAACGUAAUCUUGGAUUUGGGAUAAAGAAAGUUUAUUCGGUUCAUAGCAAUUAAUAUUGAGUUUUCGAGACCAAAUCUGAUAAUCAGUAUUGAAAAUUUUAAUUCCAAGAACGGAAAUGAGUUUUGUUCUCGAGUACCAGAAAUAAAGUCUGUAGUAGUAGUAGUUGUUGUUGAAUGCGGUUCAUAUUUGUCCGGACCAUUGUCCGGAUAUUACAUCGUAGUCCAUCAUACGCAUGCUUCUGAACAAACCUUGGGAAAUCGAGAGAUGUACGCCUAUGUCGACGUAUGAUUCACUAAGAAUGUUAGGGUUAAACGAGGCAUUAUUGAUACCAGUUUGAAAGCGGGUGAUUUUUACUUAUUUUUGCUUUUUAAUUAUGAGCUGUAAUUAUCGAGGUUUGAUUUUUUCUUUAACUUACUAAUUUCAAAGUUUGGGAUACUUUUUGCAUUAUGAGAAUUCACGAAAAUUUACAUCCAUAAGCUUCCGAAAUUUUAGCCAGUCUUAAAAGUUAACACGCACAGAAGAGUGUUAGCAAAUUUAACGUUACGUUAGCUUUACCUCGUGUGGUUACAUACUCGGAGUAGAGCUAAUUAUUUUGUUUAACAAUUUUUUCGCUUGGUUUAACUUUUGUUCGUCUUAUUAUUCAAAGCAUUUCAUCUUUUUGUAUAUCUGUAAGAAUGAUUAUUUGUUUGUUUGUGUGUGUGUUUGUUUGUUUGUUUGUUUGUUUGCACAAAGUUGAUGAAUAUAUAUGAAGUAGUGGAAAAUAGUAAAACUAUUAUUUCUGUAUUAAAUAAGGUUUUGACGAAGAAAUAAAUCUUAGCACAAAACGUUGUGUUUUUCCCUUAUCCUGUUAAGGAUAACUAUUUACAGAAGUGCAAUUGACUCAUCCAUAUCCAUCUCAUUGUUUCUUUGUAAUAUUUCCGUAAAAUCAUCGUGUUGCUCACAGAAAGACAGAUGACGGCGAGCGUUAUAACACAGACGUUAUCCCGUCACGACGACGUCUAAUAUAAUAUUAUGCGUUUGUAGUUAUAGCUUUCCAACUUUUAGCGUGUGUAUAGUGACAUCACCUUUAAUUUUACGAAGCUUUACUACACUUUUUAUUUUUAUCUUAACUCCUAACUUUUUUCGGCUAGUUUAGUCACGAGUAUAAGAUAACAAAAAUAUUUUCGUCACUCGUUAUUCAAAAUUUUGCUCGCCUUUGGCCAAUGUGUAAAAAAUACUCAAUUAUAAAUAAUUCAGCAGUCACAAAGAUUUAAACAAAACUGGUAUUUGGAACAGAAUAAUUGAUCUUUUGGGUCUGCCGUGCUCACAGUUCUUUUAUGUGAAAAGUACAUCAAAUUGUUGUAUUUUUUGUCUUUGUUCAUGACUUUUUUUGUUACGAUAGCUGUUACAUGCAAAAUUAGAUAAUAGAAAGGACUAUUUAAUGGAAUAGACCAAGCCAGUCAGAUCUUC